GGGCGGAGGUGGGCCGCGGCACCGACAUGGCGGCCGUGCGCCGGGCGCUGCGGCAGCUGGGUCUCAGGCUGCGGCUUCACCUGCUCCGCGACGUCGGUCGCCAGUACCCGGUCUUCUGCUGCAUCCUCUUGCUGCUCGCCUCCUGCACCCUGCUGUUCAACCGGUACUUGCAUAUUCUUAUGAUCUUCUGGUCAUUCCUUGCUGGAGUUGUCACCUUCUACUGCUCACUCGGACCAGCAUCACUCCUGCCCAAUAUUCUCUUCACUGUUGAGCGAAAGCCAAAGGUGGAACAGCAAGAACUCUUUCCUCAAGGCCAUAGCUGUGCUGUCUGUGGAAAAGUCAAAUGUAAACGACACAAGGCUACAUUGUUGCUGGAAAACUACCAACCUUGGCUGGGUUUGACAAUUAGUUCAAAGGUGGAUGCAUCUUUGUCCGAAAUCCUGGAGUUAGUGAUUGAAAACUUUGUGCACCCUUGGUACAGGGACAUAACUGAUGACGAAGCCUUCGUUGAUGAACUCAGAGCGACUUUACACUUUUUUGCAGCUGUUUUAGUCCGGAGAGCUCAGAAGAUUGAUGUUCCAGUCAUGGUAAACCGGAAAUUGUUAAAUGCAGCAGUGAAGCAUAUAGAGGUCAUAUCAAAAGCGAGGCAAAAAGUAAAGCACAGUGAAUAUUUACAGCAGGCUGCAUUGGAAGAGUAUGGGCCGGAUCUACACCUGGCUGUGAAAAGCCGCAGAGAUGAGCUGCAGUAUCUCAGGAAGUUAACCGAGCUGCUCUUCCCAUAUAUAUCACCCCCAAAGGCCACAGAGUGCAGAUCAUUAACUCUGUUGAUUCAAGAAAUUAUGGCUGGUUCUGUGUUCCUUCCCUCCCUUGACUUCUUGGCUGAUCCAGAUACUGUGAACCGUUUGUUGCUGAUUUUCAUAGACAACAGUCCACCAGAGCCAGCAACUGAACCCCCCUCUCCGCAAGUUCCCUUCUUGCAGAGAUAUGCUGUUCCAAGAAAUAAAACUCAGUCGGCCCUCAAACUUGAGCUGAAGGAAAUCAGAAGCCAGCAGGACCUGCUCUUCGGGUUCAUGAACUUACUGAAGCAGGAGAGUGCCGUGCACGUACUGCAGUUCUGUCUCGCCGUAGAGGAAUUAAAUGACAAGAUCCUUCGGCCUGAGCUGACUGAUGACGAGAAGCAGUUUCUUCACAAGGAAGUGAAGGAAAUCUAUGAGACGUAUUGUCUUGACGAGAGUGUCGACAAAAUCAAAUUUGAUCCCUUCAUUGUGGAAGAAAUACAACAGGUUGCAGAAGGCCCCUACAAGGAUGUGGUGAAGCUUCAGACCAUGCGAUGCUUGUUCGAAGCAUAUGAACACGUAAUGUAUCUGCUGGAGACGGUGUUUACACCCAUGUUUUGCCAUAGCGAUCAGUACUUCAGAUAUCUAUUGACGGGGGCAGAGUCACCCACCCGCAACUCCAAGUCCAAUAGAAGUAGCCUCAAUUUGGAUGAUUUUCGGGGUUCCAAUAAGCGAGGUGAGACUUUUGGAAUAAGUCGAAUCGGUAGCAAGAUUAAAGGAGUAUUUAAAAGCACGACGAUGGAAGGAGCCAUGUUGCCUAAUUACGGAGUGCGGGAAGACGAUGAUGAUUCUGUGGAAGAGGCAACAGUGGUGUCAGAGGACGAUUUACUGGAAGAACUGGCAAUAACUCCCAACGCUCACCGCAACCUCUCUGAAUGGAAAAUAACCAUUCCAUAUGUAGACUUUUUCUUUGACAACAAAAAAGAGAAAGUUCCAGUCUUCUGUAUCGAUGUUGAACGGAAUGAUGAAGGGUCGGAGGGACGUGAAAGUGAACGUUGCUCUGUUUACCGGAGAUAUUUUGAAUUCUACGUCCUGGAGUCCAAGCUGACAGAGUUUCAUGGAUCUUUCCCAGAUGCACAGCUUCCUUCAAAGAGACUCAUUGGACCCAAGAACUAUGAAUUUUUGAAAUCCAAGCGAGAGGAGUUCCAAGAAUAUCUGCAGAAUCUGCUGAAGCACCCAGAGUUAAGCAACAGCCAACUUCUAGCAGAUUUCCUCUCUCCAGAUGGCUGCCAGUCCCAGUUUCUGGAGAAAAUCCUGCCGGACGUAAAUCUGGGGAAAAUUAUCAAGUCUGUCCCUGGAAAGUUGAUAAAGGAGAAGGGUCAGCAUUUGGAAUCGUUCCUGACGGCAUUCAUCAUCUCCUGUGAAGCUCCCAAACCCAAACCGAGCCGCCCAGAGCUCACUAUUGUCAGCCCCACCUCCGAAAACAAGAAGAAGCUCUUUACCGACUUAUACAAAAACAAUGCAAAUCGCUCCGAAAGCACAGAGAAAAAGUACAAUCAGAACUACUUCAUGGAAAUGAUGACAUUGGAUGGCAUUUACGAUUACAUGAUGUACGUGGCCCGGGUUGUUUUCCACGUCCCGGACUGGUUACAUCAUUUGCUGAUGGGUGGCCGGAUUCUGCUGAAGAACACGCUAGAGGCGUACGCUGACAACUACCUCCAGCGUAAGCUGGAUCACCUGCUCCAGGAGCAUCGAGUGGUCUCCCUCAUAACUCUGCUGCGAGAUGCAGUCUUCUGUGAGAAUACUGAUGCUCGCUCCACUGAAGACAGACAGAAGAGAGCAAAGCAAACAUUUGAUGAAAUGAUGAAUUACAUUCCAGAUUACUUUGUGAAGUGCAUUGGGGAAGAAGCGAAGUAUGAGGGGGUUAGACAGCUGUUUGAGGGACUGCAGCAGCCUGUCCUGAACAAACAGCUAACGUAUGUGCUGCUGGAUAUCGUACUCCAGGAAAUGUUUCCUGAACUCAGUAAGGUGCAGAAGGAGACAGGCUCUGCAUCCACGUGGAAGUGAAGAGUAUUGAGAACCAUUUCCUGUUACUCUAGGAGCUGGAGUACAAUAGAGCCAAGCUGUGUAUUUACCGCGGGGAAUUUAAUUAUGUGCACGGAUUACCAAGUGAUUUUAGUGGGACUGGUGUGAACAUGGACAUAGGUUUUCCUUGAAUGAAAACGCUGAUCUUAUUUCUGAACCUGUGUGUGUUGCUCUGGGCAGCAACAAUAAACAAUAUGCAUCAUUGCACCACAGAAGCUUGGGUGCUUAAAUGACUUUUAUCAUUAGGUAGACCAAGAUUGAUUGCUCGGAGAGCGCGGGUUUUGCAAACCGUUUCCUAACAUGCCCAGUGCAGACCCUUGUUGCUGUGUGGACAUUGUGCUUUGCGCAAAAAAGAAUGACCUUGCAAGCACUGGAUUAAGUGAUCAAUCCAAAGGGCACUAGAGUGGUCUCAGUAGAUUUUGGCCUGAUCAGCACUCCCGGUAUUAGCCGCAGGUGGACAAUCUACUUUAUGUUCAACUGGAUGAAUGUGCAUUUGCAGUAAUGUGGUGAUGUGAUUACAGUAAUAACCUCAACUGUAAAUAGCAACCCCCACACCACUGGAUUCUCAAUCGCAAUAAAGACACUUCUGACCAAAUGGA
Molecule: messenger RNA, 3460 nt
Organism: Amblyraja radiata (thorny skate)
Lineage: Eukaryota; Metazoa; Chordata; Chondrichthyes; Rajiformes; Rajidae
Gene: snx14
Product: sorting nexin 14
Exons: 29
Coding region: 27-2843 (938 amino acids)
Biological process (GO): autophagosome maturation
Cellular component (GO): late endosome
Molecular function (GO): phosphatidylinositol-3,5-bisphosphate binding
Source: RefSeq, a predicted model, not a curated record